This is a messenger RNA of Amborella trichopoda, 1976 nucleotides long. Its product is annotated as protein PNS1. Gene Ontology annotation, molecular function: transmembrane transporter activity. NCBI's taxonomy places the organism in Eukaryota, Viridiplantae, Streptophyta, Magnoliopsida, Amborellales, Amborellaceae. The record is from RefSeq and is a predicted model, not a curated record. Gene Ontology annotation, biological process: transmembrane transport. Gene Ontology annotation, cellular component: membrane.
UGCCCUUUCGUACCAGUCAAGAUUAAGCUUUUGAAGCUCAUCAAUGGCUACUCCACAACAGAAUCAACACCCUAACCCUAAUUCUCAAAGCAGAUCUCCGGAGCCAUCUGCCCCAACUGUUAACCAGAGAACGGGUCAGAUUGCCCCUCUCGAUGCCGAAAGAAACCUUCCUGAUCGCCAGUUGCAGAGUGACUGGCCCCAUUACACAAACCGCAUAACGCUUCUUUUCUUUCUCCUCCAUCUCCUUGUAGCCUUUGUCCUAACUUUCUACCUAGCUGUCCGAUCGAUCAUCGCCGCCUCAAGCAGCGGUUUCCAGCUCCUCAAUUGGUACCCCCAGCUCCUCACCACGGCUGCGGCCUCCGUUAUCUUCUCAUACCCAUGGCUAAUACUAACCCUAAGACGUCCUCUCAUCGCCAUCAAAGCGUGUCUCUCUUUAGCCCCAUUCCUAACUUCUGCCUUUGCCUUCAUACUUCUUGGCUCGUCCACGGUAGCAGGGGGCGUGUUGGGUGGCAUUGCCCUCUUCGCCGCCAUUUGCAUGUCCCUCUAUGGUUGCUAUGUUGCUCCAAGAAUCGAUUUUGCCUCAUUGAUCAUUGGGAAAUCCCUCUCUUCUGCUGAACCACAUGCCGGAAAGCUGGUCUCUCCGGCCAAUCCAUACAUCGGAAUUUCUAUUUUGGUCGGAAUCUUAUGGUCGGUUUUCUGGGUUACCGGCCUAGUUGGCGGAGCCAGCAUGAAACACUCUGCCCUCUAUCUCUUGGCCUUGUGCGUUAGUUAUUAUUGGACCAUGGGUGCCCUUCGAGCCGCCUCGGUCGUGGCCUUGUCACGUGUUAGCGGGAUAUACUUCGCGCGUGGCAACGAGGUGGGGGCCCGAGAGGCCUUCAUAUGGGCCCACACCAAGUGGUUUGGAAGCGCAUGUUUGGGCGCGCUAUCUGAGCCAUUUGUUUGCGUGAUGAGGUUGAUCGCACGUGUGGCGAAUGCAGUAGAGCAAGAAGAUGAGUUCUUGUUCUCGUGUGCUCACUGCUGCUUGGGGGUCACUGCACGUGUCAGAACGAGGGCGAGCGUGUGGGGCUACACACACAUCGGCAUGCACGGUAAAGGGUUUGUGCAGGCAUCGGAGGACACGUGGGUGGCGAUCGAUGCGAGGGGGAUGGGGCCGACGGUGGAGGGGGAGAUGGCGGGGGCGGUGUGGUGGCUGGCCGGUGUGGCCAGCGGAGCUGGGUGCGCUGUGUUGGUCGGAGGGUGGACGCUCGGCGUGGACAAGGAGAUUGUGCCAGCAGUUGCAGUGUUUGCCUUCUUCACUGGUUACUCCAUGACUCGCAUAGCAUUGGCAUUGCCUCAAGCCUGCGUGUGCUCCUACUACGUCGCCUUUUUGGAGAACCCGGAGAGCCCUGUCUUCGACGAAACCAUACCUGACCGCAUCAAACUCUUCCAACCCUCGUUCCGUGUCUAAAUAAUCUAUUUAUUUAUUUUUUCACGAUCUCUUGCUUAAUCCUUUUUCAUCAAUUUCACUCUCUUUCUCUCUCUAUCCUUUUCACUCUCUCUCUCUCUGUCUCUAUCCUUUUCAUUUUUCUCUCUCUAUCCUCAAUUUCACUCUCUUUUCCCUCUCUACCCUUUUCAUUUUCUCUCUCUCUCUAUCCUCAGUUUCACAAGAUUGGCAGGAACCAUUCCCGGUCACCUUAAAAUUUUGACCCGAUCUUUUCUUUGGGGGUUGGCAAGUCUAUCCGAACCACGCCGUGGUAUUCUUUAAGGAAUAGCAUCUCAACUUGUAAAUUUUUAAUUUUUUUUUUUCCUAUUUUUUAUAUUUUUUGGAAAAGGUCAAAUAUUGUGUUUGAUCACCAUCGAAAUGUGUUAGGUUGUUAUUGACGACGACUUGUGUAUAGUACAUGUAAUGCUUGGGGAUCACGAUGGUGAUGAAAGGCAAAUUACCAAAAGACCGCGACAGUGGUAGACAAAUGAUCUUGUCAAUUCCUUCUUUUGUU